Molecule: messenger RNA, 2026 nt
Organism: Diabrotica virgifera virgifera (western corn rootworm)
Lineage: Eukaryota; Metazoa; Arthropoda; Insecta; Coleoptera; Chrysomelidae
Product: medium-chain acyl-CoA ligase ACSF2, mitochondrial-like
Exons: 9
Coding region: 177-1853 (558 amino acids)
Biological process (GO): fatty acid metabolic process
Molecular function (GO): medium-chain fatty acid-CoA ligase activity
Source: RefSeq, a predicted model, not a curated record
GGAUUGAGGGUUAACCUCAUGGGUUAUCUUUGGCUUGAUAUUAUUUUCUAGUAAAAUUUCGGUAUAUUUAAAAAAUAGAUAAGUUGACCAAAAGUCACAUUAAUGAUUGGAGUUCGACGUUUUUGUCCUGGCUUGUAGUCGCUAUAACCUUUACACGAAGCACGUCGACAGCCAUUAUGGAACCUGGCCUUAGCCUUCUACGAAGACACUCCGAUAUUCCUCUUAGCAACUCAACUCUUAUUCAACUAAUAGAUAAUAGUCUUAACAGGUUUAAAUAUAACACCUAUAUAAUUUCCAAAGAACAAAGACUACAUGUGACUUACGAAAAAGCCGUAAAUGAUGCCGACAAUCUAGCUGCAGGAUUGAUAGAACUUGGCAUGGAACCGAAGGACAGAAUCGGAAUGAUCAUUCACAAUUCUGUUGAAAGUAUUGUUGCCAAUUUUGCAUGUAUCAGAGGCGGGUUUGUAGCGGUUAACCUGAAUCCCGCACUUCAACCCAGAGAACUGGAACACUGCAUGAAAAUCACACAAAUGAAAUGCCUGAUAAUAGUAGACCGCUAUAAGGUUUUUAACAUUCUUGGUAUACUACAAAAAGUUAUUCCUGAGAUCGAGGACACAGUUUAUAACCCAAUUGAAGCCAAAGAGUUCCCCCACUUCAAACGGGUGGUUAUGAUUGAUGAUCAACUCCACAAGGGAACUUGCUGCUUCAAAUCAGUAAUAGCGAUGGGAAAAGCUACCGCCAAAAAUAAACUAAAGGAAUAUCAAGCACAGGUUAAACCAGAAGAUUUAUCCCAUAUCAUAUUUACAUCGGGAACCACCGGCAAUCCAAAACCAGUUGGUUUGACACAUUUCCAAAUUUAUAAUACAGUCAUAUUUUUUGGUAUGAGAGUUGCUUCAGACCGAAGACCAACAAGAGUUUGCUUCGUCUUACCCCAAUUCCAUGUAUUUGGCAUGGGAUUCACCUUAAUCAGCCUCAAUUACGGCAACACAUUGGUGCUGCCCUCUUUUUAUUACAACUCAGAGAGUACAUUAGAGGCGAUUAGCAUCGAUCAUUGCUCUGUGAUCAUGGGAACUCCCACCAUGUUAGCAGAUUUGGUCAAGUAUCAAAGUCUUAAAAGCCUUCCAAUUCAGAUCGAUGAAUGCCAUUGCGGAGGUGCACCAGGAUCAGAAAAGCUGUUUAAAAAAGUAAUCCAGAUUCUAGAUGUGGGAAGAUUAGCUGAUGGAUACGGCGCUACAGAAGCUCUAGCCAUUUCAUGGCCGCUUAGAAAUGAUCAGAUUGACUACACCUCCAGAUGCGUCGGACAUCUGAUGGACCACCUAGAAGCUAAGGUAGUCGAUCCAGAGGGCAGGAUAGUGCCUUUUGGAACGGUUGGAGAACUCUACGUCAGGGGUUAUUCCGUUGUAAAAAGCUACCUGGACGGCGAGAAUUCGGACGUUUUUGAUAAAGACGGAUGGUACCAUACUGGGGAUACGAUUUAUAUGACUGACGACGGCAGAUUACAUAUAAUGGGAAGAUUGAAAGACAUCAUCAAUAGAGGAGGCGAAAAGGUCAGCCCAGCAGAAGUUGAAGCAAUUUUAUCGAAGCAUGAUAAUAUUCAGGAAGUCUGCAUCGUUGGAACCAAAGAUGAGAGAUUGGGAGAAGAAGUAUGCGCUUGUGUCGUUUUGGAAGAUGAUGACAUCGAUUUCACCUUAUCAGAUAUCAGAAAUUUCUGUUCUGGUCAACUUUCUCACUACAAGAUCCCUUCCAGACUUGAAAUCAUGACCCAUCUACCAAAAACACCAAUGGGAAAAGUUAAGAAGGCCAUGCUAGUCGAUAGAAUUAGUCACCCUCAAGCAAAAAAAGAAUCUGACUAACCAUUUGAAAUUACUGGUAAUUUUAACGUGUAACUUGAAUGUUUUUACUUGUAUUGUGUCUAAAUUGUUAACAUUGUAAAACUUUUAGUAUUUUGUAUGCUUUGUAAUGUGUGAAAUGUUUUUAAAUUUAAUGUUGUACCAGGUUUUUUAUGAAUAAAGAAAGAUGCAUGAUA